AUGUUUGAAAUGUCCGCAACAGAAGCUUUACAUUCACCUAGUGAAAGCUUUCUCCAUGCACAGCCGGAAAGCCUAGCACAAAACGACGUUGAGAACAAUACUAAUGGUCCUGACUCACACAGCUUUGCUACAGCUAUAAAUCAGUGUCCAGGCUCGCAUAAAAUUGAAGUUGUUUCAAACGAAAGCUCUUCAGAUGAAAAGAUUGUUAAAACUGACGUGGGAAAAGCGGACAUGGUAAGUAUUAUACAUACACGGUCCAAAAAAUGUCAGUUCCCUUGAACCCAAAUGCUAUCUAGUGCAGCUGUAGAUUUAAAACUGAAUGGUAAUAAGAUAUAUAUCUAUGUUUGCCAGUAUGUACUGGCUUGAACUAGUAAACAAUGGUUAUUGCCUUUUCUUGCAAUCUUUUGAGCUAAUGUGCCUUAUUAUUGUGCAGCCCAUGUGUAUCACUAUCAUGUAACUCUAUAUGCAAUCAUAGUUCACAGGUGUAAUUUAUUUGAUUUUGAUAGUUCCAAAGUGAAUCUAAAGACAAUACCAAUAGGCACUUUUUCAACAACCAACCUGCUUUGCCAAGUGAUGGAUUUAAAGGUGGCAGUGUUAUCGUGAAGACAUCAUUUAUUCAGAAAAUAACUGACCCAAAAAAAUGUGUCCAUUAUACAGGUACGUGCAACCACACAUACCCCUCUACAAAUGAAACUAGGGAAGUUGGAAACAUUUGAGGGGAGGGGGUAAAUAGAGAGAGCACGGUAAAUGAAAAACCCUUUCACAUUUUGACAUUCACGACUGACUGUUUAUUCUUUUGUUACGUAGGGUUAAACCUUGAAGUAUUGAAAGCUUUGUAUGAUCUUAUCAAGGAGAAAGCAAACAAAUUAUAUAUGUGGAAAGGAGUAAAAUGGACAAGACUUAAAAAUGCUCAACCUGGACAUUUGAAGGUCAUCAUUGUCAUUGCAUGCAUUUCAUGAAAGUUACUUUGAUAGCAAAUUUCUAAAAUUCUUAUUCAUGAAAAGUUAGUUUUAAGGUUUAUUGCAAGUUAGUGUAUGAAAAAUUACUAAGAUGCACACUAACUUGGUUUAUUUGCCAACUAGCAAUACUAUUUAACUCUUUCUCGACAACCGGUUUCGUAUUACAUUUCGAUACAAUUUUUCUAAUAUAAAUAUCUCGGCGAGUAUUUACCCCCCUUUUAAAUAAAUGCCACCAUUGAAAUCCUCACAAUAUAACCUUUCGAACGGGGGGUCAAGUGCCAUCAAAACAUUACACAAACCGAAACAAUCAUAUAUUUAUACUCACGGCUUCGCCAAACAUUCAAACGGGAAAAAGAGAAAAAGUUGAAUAUAUUCUAAAAUUUGGCGUCAUUUUCUGAAAGGAUAUAUGUGCAAAAUACUCUUUGUAUUCAAGCGCUUUAGUGUAGAAAGUUUCGUAUGAAUACGGCGAGUAGAAAUAUUUAUUUUGAAUUUUUCAAGGUAUCGGGUUUUACUUGCACGCGCUUGUAUUACGUAAUACUUGGCCAAUAAGGAGCUCCCUUUAGCCGGGAUGACGUCAAACUCACGCUAUGGGUGCACUUUGACCUGUAGAAUCCAUUUCUGGCAUUUCCAAAGUCACGCGAUACAAACUACGCAUUGUUUUGACGGUUUUUCGUCGUAUUUCCGGUUUGGGAUUAACGCAAAUUCGGGCAGAAAUGCAAAAUUCGGCAAGAAUACUCACGUUUUAAAGAUAGAAGCUUGAAAAUAACACUAUACGUGUUAUUUUUAACUGCUUCAUUCAUCAAGAAUACAAGAAUGAGCAUACGUCUCAAGGGGCCGAAGUUAUGUUCGGCGAAAGUUAUGUUCGGCGAAAGGUAUGUCUAUGUUUAUAAUUUGUUAGUAAUAUUGCGUAAUUUGAUCAUAUAUAAGCCUGUUUGACUUUCAAAGCUUAUAAAUCGCUACAAUGUAGCCAUUGACUAAAACUAUCGUUAUAAACUAGUAUAUAUUUUUACACUGAAUCGAAUGGUGGUAUUUUCAUCUACAUAACGUUUACUGAACCGAAGAUAUGAAUGAAACAGACUUAGUACGUGCACGUACUAACUUUAAUGGCCGUGCUUUAAAAGAGUUAAGGAUUCUGUCCAUCACAGUAUUCAGUUCUAAGCUGUAUUUUUUUCUUAUUUUUAGAACAAGUACAACUUAAGAAAACUAACCACCUGGGAACAACUUCUUUUGACUUUGGUGAGGCUAAGAAGAAAUCCAAGCAUGAUUAUGUUAGGAGACUUGUUUGAUAUUGCCCCUGGAACAGCCAGCCGAAUUUUCAUAACUUGGAUACUAUUUUUAGCAAAGGAGUUGUCUUUUUUGUUAUCAUUUCCAACAGUGGCUGAAAUAAAUGACAUUCAAAUUCCAGCAUCUUUGAGGGGAUUUGCACACUUGAGAAGAAUAAUUGAUUGUACCGAAUUUUAUAUUGAAAAGCCUACCCGGAUCUCGAGCCAAAGGUCGACAUACAGUACCUAUAAAUCUAGGAAUACAUUCAAGCUGUUUAUAUCAAUAUCACCUGUCCCUCGUAUUAACUUUGUAUCAAAUCUGUACAGUGGAAGAAUUAGUGAUAAGCAGCUUACAAAAGAAUGUGGUUUUAUAGAACAGUUAAAUCCUGGUGACGUCAUUAUGGCUGACAAAGGUUUUAAUGUGCAAGAUAUUUUUGCAUUAAAAUAUGUCCGUCUGCUUGCUCCACCGAUUAUAUUAUGAGCAAGGGCAAGGUCUCGGCAAAGGCAACAACCAUGACAAGACGAAUAGCUAAAUCACGUGUCCAUGUUGAGCGAAUGAUUAGGAAGUUGAAAUGCUUUCAACUAAUUCGUGGGGUCAUACCACUCACUUUAAAACCAUAUGCAAGCUCUAUCAUCCGAGUAUGUGCUUGUCUUGUCAACUUGAGUCCAACCAUUAUUGAUCAUGAUAGUGAUUCUGAUAGCGAAGAAUGGGACAGUGAAAAUUAUGACCAAGGUGGCAAUGACUACUCACAAGAGAGUGAUGACAAUGACAGAACUUUGAAGUCUUUUCAUUGA
Messenger RNA from Paramuricea clavata, 3016 nucleotides. The record is from the annotation of a GenBank genome assembly. Lineage: Eukaryota; Metazoa; Cnidaria; Anthozoa; Malacalcyonacea; Plexauridae.